This is a messenger RNA of Lodderomyces elongisporus, 486 nucleotides long. RefSeq lists its product as uncharacterized. The record is from RefSeq and is a predicted model, not a curated record. The transcript has a single exon. The coding region runs from base 1 to 486 and encodes 161 amino acids. Lineage: Eukaryota; Fungi; Ascomycota; Pichiomycetes; Serinales; Debaryomycetaceae.
AUGAUAGAAGAGAUAGAUAGAAAAGCUAGAUUAGCAGCACUACGCAAGAGUCGAUCUGGUAGAAAAAGUUCAAGUGUUGAAAAAACACAAGCUUCUGUGGCAAAGCCUCUUGCUGGCGAGAGUAGUAGUAAUGUUAGAGAUGGUAAUAGUAGUUUUCAGUCGAGUGAAACAACUCAUGCAAACACUAUUGUCAAUGAAACGAAGAAUACAGGCUCAAGCUUAGAUACAGAAUAUUUAAAGAAUAAUUCUUUGCAACAAGAGGAUGCAGAAUUGGAAACUAAAGACUCCACCUUGAUGGCUAAUAUUGAAACAGCCCCAAAAGAACUGGGAAAUUCAACUCCUACACCUUCAUCAGAGCAGCAUAUGAUAAACAGCACACAAUCUUGCACAGCUGAAAUGAAAAAUGAUUUAAAAAGCUAUUUACAUAAAGCAGAGAUACGCACAAAUCGGGCACUAAAUAGAAUAAUUCAAGAAAGCAUCUUGUGA